CUUUGUAAAAAUCUGUGAAUACCUUCAUUUCUCUUCAUAUAAUCGCAUCCAAAAUUUAAAAUGUCAAAGCCAGCAAGCUCCUACCUAGCCAUCCCACCAGGCGAUCACUGCCUCUCAGGAAACAUCCACACAGGCGAGACCCGCGGGAAAAUAGAGACCAUCGAAGAAGCACCAACCUACAUCACGAGUCCUCACCCCGGAAAAGGAAAUGGGAAUAUCCUCUUUUACUACCCGGACGUUCAUGGCUUUUAUAACAAUGCUAUGUUAUUGAUGGACGCCUUUGCCGAUGCUGGGUACACCGUCUUUGGCAUCGAUUACUUCAGAGACGAUCCAGUCUGGAAACACAGAAAAGACAAAGACGACACAACGACAGACCCCGACUUCGACCACGCUGCUUGGCGCACCAAACACUCAACCUUCGCCAAGGCCACGGUCCCCAAAUGGACCAAAGCCAUUGCUGAGACCUACGGCACCUCCACCACCAAAUACUGCUGCGUAGGCUACUGCUUCGGGGCCCCCUACUCCAUGGACUCCCUCACAGCCUCUAGCUUCAUCUCCGCGGGCGCCUUCGCGCACCCCGGCUCGUUGACCGACGAGCAAUUUCAAAAUCUAGGAAAACCACUCCUGCUCUCCUGCGCGGAGAACGACCACGCGUUCCCGGUCGAGAAACGGAUCAGAGCACAGAAGAUUCUGCAAGAAGGAGGCAAGAAGUAUCAGUUCCAGCUUUUUCAGGGGGUUAGUCACGGGUUUGCUGUCAGGUGCGAUUUGGAGGAUCCGUAUGAGAGGUUUGUGAAGGAGCAGAGUUAUAGGGGGAUUGUGGAGUGGUUUAAUUUCUGGUUGGCGCAAUGAAGGAAUGGGAAAUUUUGUAUUGCUAUCGAUUGUUACUAGCUUCGUUGAGCCAUUUCUGAAUCCUUGAUAGUGCCAGGCGAGGUAAUCCUUUGUAUCUCUCC
Molecule: messenger RNA, 950 nt
Organism: Mollisia scopiformis
Lineage: Eukaryota; Fungi; Ascomycota; Leotiomycetes; Helotiales; Mollisiaceae
Product: alpha/beta-hydrolase
Exons: 2
Coding region: 61-849 (262 amino acids)
Molecular function (GO): hydrolase activity
Source: RefSeq, a predicted model, not a curated record